Acytostelium subglobosum LB1 is the source of this 918-nucleotide messenger RNA. RefSeq lists its product as hypothetical. The record is from RefSeq and is a predicted model, not a curated record. Bases 1 to 918 code for a protein of 305 amino acids. Gene Ontology annotation, molecular function: protein binding. Gene Ontology annotation, biological process: protein homooligomerization. The transcript is spliced from 2 exons. NCBI's taxonomy places the organism in Eukaryota, Evosea, Eumycetozoa, Acytosteliales, Acytosteliaceae.
AUGAAUGAUGGAAAUCAAACAUCUUCAUCAACAUCAUCAUCAAAGUCAACAACUACAACAUCGACUAUUACAGACACUCCAAUCAAUGAUCACACUGAGUACCAACCUCGAAAAGGAGGAGUGAUCAAACUAAACGUUGGUGGACAUCUCUUCUUCACAUCGAUCAGCACACUGUGUGCCGAGUCCAACUCAAUGUUCUCGGCAAUGUUCAGUGGCCGCUUCCCAAUUCAAACAGAGGAGGACGGCUCCGUAUUUAUUGACCGCGACGGUACACAUUUUCUCCACAUACUCAACUGGCUGCGCAACAAGUACAUUCCACCAAUCAACGAUGACAUUGUCAAGGAAUGUCUCAUCAUCGAGGCUAAAUACUAUCAAAUACUAUCGCUUGUGGAUCAUCUGUCGGCGCCACCUCCCCCAUCGCCAAACCCAAACAAGUUCUCUCAGAAGGAGUUGAUCGUGAUGCUCAAUCAAAGUCAUCCGAGCCAUCCCAUUCAACUGGCCUCUGCCGAUCUCUCUGGACUUGACCUCAGCGGGCUAUCCUUCCGCGGAGCCAACCUUCGCUUUGCCAACCUCGAAGGAUCAUCACUCAAGUACUGCGACCUCUCAUCUGCCAAUCUCCAAGAUGCCAACCUCAAACGAUGUGAUCUAAGAUACUCUGAUCUAUCUCAUGGUGACCUUCAGAGAGCUCAACUCCAGAACUCCCAAUUACAAUAUUCAACAGCAAUCUCUUGUAACUUCUCUGAUGCCGAACUAUUGGAGAGCUCACUUCAGAAUGCAGACUUCCAAAACUCGCAGCUGAGUGGCGCCAAUCUACAGUGUGCCAAUCUGCAGGACAUCAACCUGAAUGGCUCCAAACUACAGGGAACUUCAUUGUAUAAAGCGAUCAAUGUACAGCGAGCCAAAGGAUUAAAGAGAUAA